AUGCCUCGUGCCUGGUCUCAAGACGAAUUCUCCGAACUCCCUGAUAUUGUCGAUUUUGGAAGGAUACCCUCUAAUAUUGCGCUUGGUGCCCUAGUGAUGGUCGUGCCGGACACCAACGACCCAUUCGGGGAAUUCGACACUUACAACGAACUUGACUCGUUUGCUGGCAUUGACCUCGACUCCGUACCAGCCCUCGGUCCUGCACAACCUCACUCUCCACCGACACCACCUCCAUCCAUGCCCGAGGUUCCAGCCGAGCAGGCGGUUGCCCCAACGCAGGUCGCCUCGCAGCCGUCAACCCAAUACUCGUUCACGAGUCUAUCCGGCUCGAUCUGGCUAGAGUUGGAUCGACGAGAGAAGAGUUGUGGCGGCUCCCAAACGUACAGCGUCGCCUGCCCAAACGAACCAACCCGAGCCCUCAACGUCAACGCCACCGGUCGUGCCAGGGCAGAGCCGCAUUCCUGCAUACCCUGCGGUCACUCGUACUGUGGUGCUUGCAUUCUUAACUGGAUCGAGCACUUUGUAAGACCAACUCACGCCCGAUUCUCGCAAGGAACCCACCUGCCCGGUUGCGUCGCCACCCUCCUCAAGGGCACCCUCAUCGCUCCCAACUUCUCUUUCCGGAACGUAAUCGAAAGCCACAUCUCCGCCCUUUCAGAUGCAGGCAAGGCGGAGUGGAACCCGGAAACGGGAGCUGAAUACCAACGAUGGUCAGAUCGUAAGACAGAAUGGUCGACGCACAAGGCUGUGCUCACGAGAUUCCGAGGAAUCCGACGUUCACUCACUCUUGACCUGCAACCGUCUCCAUCCCCGCUCAGCUCGCUGAGCCUAGAGGAAGGCUAUUAG
This is a messenger RNA of Epithele typhae, 846 nucleotides long. RefSeq lists its product as uncharacterized. The record is from RefSeq and is a predicted model, not a curated record. Gene Ontology annotation, molecular function: metal ion binding. NCBI's taxonomy places the organism in Eukaryota, Fungi, Basidiomycota, Agaricomycetes, Polyporales, Epitheliaceae. The coding region runs from base 1 to 846 and encodes 281 amino acids. The transcript is spliced from 5 exons.